Messenger RNA from Zasmidium cellare ATCC 36951, 720 nucleotides. RefSeq lists its product as uncharacterized. Bases 1 to 720 code for a protein of 239 amino acids. The transcript is spliced from 2 exons. Lineage: Eukaryota; Fungi; Ascomycota; Dothideomycetes; Mycosphaerellales; Mycosphaerellaceae. The record is from RefSeq and is a predicted model, not a curated record.
AUGUCAACCGACCAUCGAAAAGCCGAAAUGAUGCACGGAUACGAAGCCUGGAAAGCCAUGGGCGUCGGCGGGACUUCUUACACCUGGGAGGGAUACAUGUCGUCAGUGAAUGCAGGAAAGACCAUGGCCUAUGGCGCUGAUGAGACAAUCAUUCCGGGCUUCUACAAAGAGCCCCAAAAGGAUGCUGCCGGUUGGUCCAAGGCGACGGAGUUGCAAAAGGCAAAUGCCAUGAAGUCUUUCUUCAAGACAACACUUCCUGAACGGCAAGGUCCUCGAGCCAGAGCGAAGCCAUUUGUCUUUCCGCAACGAGAGAGGAACGCCGAUGAGCCGCAAGAUCCAGAGAUGAAGAAGGCGUACCUCGUCAUGUUCGACCAGCUUGGGCAGGUCAACAAGACAUGUACCGAGUGGAAGACAUCCUGUCUUGAGAAGCACGGUCAAGCCUUGUUCAUCAGACCAUCCGUCCCGGUCACGCCUUUGGCUGGUCCCACCCAAGGCGAAAUUUGCCACAUCCACGGGACCGACCUCUCCGGUCACGUCACCCUGUCCUUCCCCGAUGCCGAAGAGGUGAUUGCCAAGGGAUGGGGUGAGCGACAUCGUCUCAGCGGUACCGAGUGGAUUCAUCUUGGCUACACCAUGGUGUAUGUACCGAAUUCGGUGGAGGAAGUCGAAACUUUCCGAAGCAUCUUCCAGGCUGGUGUGGACUAUAUGAAGAGCUCAUGA